Plodia interpunctella (Indianmeal moth) is the source of this 491-nucleotide messenger RNA. RefSeq names its product general odorant-binding protein 69a. The record is from RefSeq and is a predicted model, not a curated record. The transcript has a single exon. Gene Ontology annotation, molecular function: odorant binding. The coding region runs from base 37 to 447 and encodes 136 amino acids. Lineage: Eukaryota; Metazoa; Arthropoda; Insecta; Lepidoptera; Pyralidae.
UAAGGUAGGAUCGGGUUAGUGCAUCGUGUAUGGGAGAUGACUCGGCUGCGAGUGUGGGUAGUGGUGGCGGCCUUGGUGGCGGCGGCCGCAGGCAUGGACGAGGAGAUGGCUGAGCUGGCCAAGAUGGUGCACGACAGCUGCGGCGAGGAGACCGGCGCGGACCUGGCGCCCGUGGACAAGGUCAACGCCGGCGAGGACUUGACCACCUUCUCGGACCCGAAGCUCAAGUGUUACAUCAAGUGCAUCAUGGAGACGGCGGGCAUGAUGACGGAUGGCGAGGUGGACGUGGAGGCGGUGCUGGCCAUGUUGCCGGACGACAUUCGCGCGCGCAACGAGGCCGCCAUGCGCGGCUGCGGCACGCAGCGCGGCGCCGACCACUGCGACAAUGCCUACCUCACACACAUCUGCUGGCAAAAGGCCAACAAGAAGGACUACUUCCUCAUCUGAACAUACAACACCUGCACUCAAUAAACCAUUUCAACUGUUAACAA